AUGGCGCUCGACACGUUCUUCCACAACAAGAUCGAGGCAAUGAAGCUCGAGAUCAUACAGGGCCAAGCCAAACUGCGACGCCUCGAAGCCCAGCGAAAUGACUACAACUCCAGAGUGCGGUUACUGCGAGAAGAGCUCGGCCUCUUGCAACAACCAGGCUCCUACGUCGGCGAGGUGGUCAAGGUUAUGGGCACGAAGAAGGUGCUCGUCAAGGUGCAUCCAGAGGGCAAAUACGUCGUCGAUGUCGCCGAUAGCGUCGAUAUCAGCAAACUGACCGCCGGCAAGCGCGUCACCCUACUUAGCGACUCUUACAAGCUCGAGAAGCUGCUUCCAUCGUCCGUCGAUCCGCUGGUGUCCCUCAUGAUGGUCGAGAAGGUGCCAGACAGCACGUACGACAUGAUAGGCGGUCUCGACCAGCAGAUCAAGGAGAUCAAGGAAGUCAUCGAGCUGGGUCUACAACAUCCUGAACUCUUCGAAUCGCUCGGUAUAGCACAGCCCAAGGGUGUCCUGUUAUAUGGCCCGCCAGGAACAGGAAAGACUCUGCUUGCCCGUGCAGUGGCACAUCACGCCGACUGCAAGUUCAUCCGAGUCUCAGGCAGCGAAUUGGUGCAAAAGUACAUUGGCGAGGGCAGUCGCAUGGUCCGAGAGCUGUUUAUCAUGGCACGAGAACACGCACCCAGCAUCAUCUUCAUGGACGAGAUCGACAGCAUUGGCUCAAGUCGUGUGGAAGGUAGCUCGGGGGGUGACUCGGAGGUGCAGCGUACCAUGUUGGAACUGUUGAAUCAGCUGGACGGUUUCGAGCCCACGAAGAACAUCAAGAUCAUCAUGGCAACCAAUCGCCUGGACAUUCUGGACCCUGCCCUGCUGCGGCCCGGCCGUAUCGAUCGGAAAAUCGAGUUCCCGCCACCAACUGUCGAAGCGCGUGCAGACAUCCUGCGAAUUCACUCGAGGAGUAUGAAUCUAACGCGCGGAAUCAACCUCAACAAGAUCGCUGAGAAGAUGAACGGAUGCUCAGGUGCCGAGCUCAAGGGUGUCUGCACGGAAGCCGGUAUGUUCGCGCUCAGGGAGAGGAGAGUACACGUUACGCAGGAAGAUUUUGAUCUUGCGACCGCCAAGGUGCUGAACAAGCACGACGACAAGGCUACCAGUUUGAGCAAGCUGUGGAAGUAG
This is a messenger RNA of Cucurbitaria berberidis CBS 394.84, 1170 nucleotides long. RefSeq names its product 26S protease regulatory subunit 8. Gene Ontology annotation, molecular function: ATP hydrolysis activity; ATP binding; proteasome-activating activity. The transcript is spliced from 2 exons. Bases 1 to 1170 code for a protein of 389 amino acids. Gene Ontology annotation, biological process: proteasome-mediated ubiquitin-dependent protein catabolic process. The record is from RefSeq and is a predicted model, not a curated record. NCBI's taxonomy places the organism in Eukaryota, Fungi, Ascomycota, Dothideomycetes, Pleosporales, Cucurbitariaceae. Gene Ontology annotation, cellular component: proteasome regulatory particle, base subcomplex.